AUGCAUAAAAUGGAUGAUUUUUCUUGCAAGACCCAGAUGUGCAAUUCGUCUCUGCAGGAUAUUCUGGAUGCUAGAAGCUUUUCAAGGGGAUCACCUUCAAGGCUUGAUGCCUUUAUUUAGUCACUGGAAAAGGACAGAGACUGCCAUAAAUGUGAGACUGAGAAUUUGUUGAAGGUAUUAAGAAACACAUUCUCAAGUCCUAAAUAAAUCUCAGCUUGGGGCAGCAUAAAAAAAUCCAAAAAACAUCCAUUCAGGUGAGCUUGGGAAGGAGUGGUUUCUGAUCCAGAAGUCUUGAAAAUAUUGAGAGAAUGUGAAGACCUUGAGUCAACAUGGAAGAUAAAUUAACGUGUGGCAGAAAUUCAGGGUAACUUCAAAGUUUUAACAGCUGAGAGAGACAAAAUUCUCAAUCUUUAUGAACUGACACAGGAGGAGAUUUCCCAGCUUUGUCAGGAAGUUAUAAUAUGCCCCAGGACUCCUAAAAGCAUCACUCCUAUGACAGCUCAAGCUGUAUUAAGACACGUGGAGAUAGAAAGGAAUACAGCACUGUCAGAUUGCCAAAGGAUGGCUACAGAAUGUCAUAGCCUCGGGGAGCAGUUACAGAUUUCCCAAGAAACUGCCUUUAAUGAAAAGGCUCAUUUGGAACAGACAGUUGAAGAACUUUAAACUACUAUUCACAAUGUAAGUUUAUUGAAUGAAAAGACAGAACUGAGUCUUUCAGAGAUUGAGUGAAGCCUUGUGAAGAAAAAACUUAAAAUGCAACUUAGCCAGGAGAAAGUACUAUAUAAAAAACUAGCAAAGUGCCCAACUGAGCUUGAUGAUAUGAAGUUGAAAGCCCAGGAUUCAAACAGAGAUAUUUGCAGGCUGAAGCACGUGCUGAAGCCUAAAGCGAGAGAGAGAACUGUGAGCUCUUAUCACAAAGCCUGUGAACAAGGAGAAAGUUGGGAAACAAAAUGCCAUGAAGCAGAAACAGGCUAUUCUGUUAGGCUGGCACUGAUCAGUGCAGUCUGAGAGCUACAAUGGAAAGGGAAAAUAGAGUCCCUUGAAACACAGAUGGAGCAAUUGAAAAACAAGUGUGAAUCAAACCAUUCUGAAACAGAGCUGCUGAGAACACUGGGAAAUGAAAAAGCAUCUAUGAAAAACCUGGAAUCUUUGCUUGUGUCCAAUUGUGAGAAUGAAUUUCAGUCACAGAGAGCAAACCAAGAGAAAGUCUCUGAAAUUCAGUUUCACAAGGAACAGCUUGCUUUAGCAGAAAAUAAUCUUGCUGUGCAGAAUCAAGAUUUUACUCACCUCAGAAACAGAGCAGCUCAGUUAGAGUCAGAACUGGAUAUCACCAAAACACAGCUGGAGACUGAGCACUCUGAUAGGCAAGUGUAUGUUUUUGAGGGUCUUCCUGAAGGCGACAUCUCAUUUUUCAGCCGCUUUAAGACAAGUCACCACGGAUUGAAAAAGUCAGUUCGCCCAGCCUUCCUUCUCACCUCUUGCAUAGAAGCUGAGCUUGAAACGCCCCAUUUGAAGAUCCCAAGGGCACUUCUGUUCGCAGAUGCAAGCAGCUUCAGCAGAAGCCUUUCACCAGAUACCAGCGCAAGGAUCCUGACUGUAGCUACGUGUGCAAUUGCCCCGCCACCUCCAACACUCGCUCGAGAAAAUGCAGAUGGCCCGUCGCUACCUUAA
This is a messenger RNA of Motacilla alba alba, 1671 nucleotides long. RefSeq names its product testis specific 10 (gene TSGA10). NCBI's taxonomy places the organism in Eukaryota, Metazoa, Chordata, Aves, Passeriformes, Motacillidae. The record is from RefSeq and is a predicted model, not a curated record.